GCAUUCGCACCGUCAUCUAGAUCAUCUCCCGCCAUAGUGCUUCGUUCUGCACAUUGUUAUGAAUGUGAUGAACUAAGUACGACCAGAGCUGAUCAUGUCAAGUUUACACGUUGAUAAAGAAGCAUUUUUCAGGAGAAUCAAGCGCUUAUAUCAAGCAUGGAACAAAUCAUCUGGAGAUGCUCUGGGUCAGAUGGACGCUUUGGUUACGUCGGUUGGAAUCGACGAAGAAGUUGUUUAUUCCAAGUCUACAGCCCUGCAGACCUGGCUGUUUGGGUACGAGUUGACGGACACGGUGAUGGUCUUCUGUGAGAAGAGCAUCUCUGUUCUAGCCAGCAAAAAGAAGAUUGACUUUCUGAAGCAGUUAGAGGCAUCCAAAGAAAACGACCAACCACAGAUCAAGCUGUUGACUCGUAACAAGGGGGAUAAAGACAAAGAAAAUUUCCAGAAGCUGAUAAGUGAAAUUAAAUCAAGCAAAAAGGGUAAGACCAUCGGAGAAUUCAGUAAAGACAAGUUCCCCGGCGAGUUCAUGGAGAGCUGGAGAUCAGCUUUAGGAGCAGCUUCAUUCCAGAAGGUAGAUGUUAGCUCCACCAUGGCCUACAUAAUGGCUCCAAAGGAAGAAUCGGAAAUCAAAACAAUGCAGAAAGCUUCAGCAGUCACCUGUGAAGUGUUCUCCAAAUACCUACGGGAACAAAUCAUGGAGAUUAUUGAUGCUGAAAAGAAAGUGAAACACUCGAAGCUGGCAGAUGGAGUGGAGCAGGCCCUACAGAACAAGAAGAUAGUGGGUGGAGUGGAUGUUGGACAGCUGGACAUGUGUUACCCAGCCAUCGUACAGAGUGGGGGCAAAUACAGCCUCAAAUUCUCCACUGUCAGUGACGACUCGAACCUCGACUUUGGGACCAUUAUAUGUGCCCUCGGAGUAAGAUAUAAGUCUUAUUGCGCCAACAUCGUUAGAACGUUAAUGGUGGACCCUUCUGAGAAACAACAGAAAGAUUAUGACUUUCUCUUAAAAGUGGAAGAAGAAAUCCUGAACAAGCUCCAGGAUGGGACCAAGCUGAGCGAGGUGUACGAGGGCAUCGUCUCCUUUGUGAAGAAGCAGCGCUCAGACCUGGAGAGUAAGAUGACCAAGUCCUUCGGGUUUGCCAUGGGCAUUGAGUUCAGGGAGGGGUCCUUAUUGAUCUCAGCAAAGACAACAGCUAAAGCCAAGAAAGGAAUGACUUUCAACAUCAAUGUGGGAUUUGGGGAUCUAGUGAAUGAUGGAAAGAAAUACGCUCUUUUCCUGGGGGACACAGUCCUAGUCAAUGAGGGUGCUCCAGCCUCCUUGCUGACGACCAAACAGAAAAAGAUCAAGCAUGUCUGUAUCUUCCUGAAGGACCCUGACGAAGUGGAAGAGGAGGAGGAGAAGGAAGAGGAGCCGGUUCUCCUCGGGCGAGGAGCGAGGAAUGCGGUCCUCGACAGCCGGACCAGGACUGAAAUGACAGCAGAAGAGAAGCGACAUGAACAUCAGAAAGAAUUGGCCACCAAAAUUAAUGAAGAUGCACGAGAGAGAUUGAAAGGACUCAAAGGAGAUAAUGAAGAAAAGAAAGUAAGAAAGUCAGUUGUGUCAUAUUCAAACUCAUCAAAGAUGCCCCAGGAACAGGAGAUUCGUAACUUACAGUUGUAUGUGGACAGAAAAUAUGAGACAGUUAUUCUACCAAUAUUUGGAACACCAGCACCUUUUCACAUUGCAACUAUAAAGAACAUCAGCCAGUCCGUUGAAGGUGACUACACGUAUCUCAGAAUCAACUUCUUCCACCCGGGCUCCUCUCUGGGCAGGAACGAGGGCACCAGCUUCCCUCAACCAGAUGCCACAUUUGUCAAGGAAAUAACCUACAGAAGUUCUAACACCAAGGAACCUGGUGAGAUUUCGGCCCCUUCCUCCAAUCUGAACACGGCGUACAGACUGAUCAAAGAAGUACAGAAAAAGUUUAAGACACGCGAGGCAGAGGAAAGAGAGAAGGAGGGCAUUGUGAAACAAGACACCCUGAUUAUCAAUCCCAACAGAGGAAACCCCAAGCUGAAAGAUCUCUACAUCAGACCAAACAUUGUAUCCAAGAGGAUUUCAGGGACCCUUGAAGCCCACACAAAUGGUUUCCGCUUCACCUCCAUCCGUGGAGACAAGGUGGACAUUCUGUACAACAACAUCAAGAACGCCUUCUUCCAGCCGUGUGACGGAGAGAUGGUCAUUCUGCUCCACUUUCACCUCAAGCAUGCCAUUUUGUUUGGGAAGAAGAAACAUGUAGACGUCCAGUUCUACACAGAAGUGGGAGAGGUGACGACGGAUCUCGGCAAACACCAGCACAUGCAUGACAGAGACGACCUGCAUGCUGAACAGGCUGAAAGAGAACUGCGACAAAAACUGAAAGCUGCCUUCAAAGGAUUCUGUGAGAAGGUUGAGGCCAUCACCAAGGGAGAGGUGGAGUUUGACUCGCCCUUCAGAGAGCUGGGAUUCUACGGGGCCCCGUUCAGAAGUACGGUGUUGCUGCAGCCCACCAGUGGCUGUGUGGUCCACCUCACAGAAUGGCCCCCGUUUGUGGUGUCUCUGGACGAGGUAGAACUGAUCCACUUUGAGCGUGUACAGUUCCAUCUGAAGAACUUUGACAUGGUGUUUGUAUACAAAGACUACAGCAAAAAAACAGCUAUGAUCAACUCCAUACCAAUGAACAUGUUGGACCAUGUUAAAGACUGGCUCAAUUCCUGUGAAGUACAUUACACUGAGGGAAUUCAGAGCUUGAACUGGGCCAAAAUUAUGAAGACAAUUACUGACGACCCAGAGGGCUUUUUUGACAAUGGAGGAUGGUCAUUCUUGGAGCCGGAGAGUGCUGAUGAGGGCGAAGAUGACGAUGAUGAUGAAGAUGAUGAGGCGUACACUCCCACUGACAUUGACAGUGAGGAGGGAGACUCAAGUGAGGAUUACAGCGAGGAGAGUGAUUGGUCAGGAGAGGCUGAGGACUCCUCAGAGGAAGAGCUGGGGUCCAGUGAGGAAAGUGGAAAAGAUUGGGAUGAACUGGAGGAGGAAGCUCGGCGAGCUGAUGCUGAGACCCUCUAUGAUGAAAUGGAGGGGAGUAAACACAAGCCCCCGGCUCCCUCGUCCUCCUCACGCCACAAGCACCACUCCUCAUCCUCCUCAUCGAGGCACAAGUCCUCACACAAGUCACCUCAUAAAUCGCCUCACAAGUCAUCACACAAGUCGUCCCAUAAGUCGCCUCACAAGUCGGACCACAAACGGAAGAGGGAAGACAGCGGAGACAGACACAAGGAAAAGAAGAGGAAGAGGUAAAGUUGGCCGGAGAGGACCAUGGGAGGGAGUAGAUAUGCUACAGAUUACACAGAUAGUGCUGAAGGGAUUUUUCAUGGUGUUAUUGUUGUGUUUCUUGGAGAACAAACACUUUCUUUAUUGUGUCAUCUAUGUGUCAAGAAAACAAAAUACUGUUUUGUAUAAUGCAAGACUAAAGAGUUAAACAUAACAUGAGAAAUGUUUAUUUACUUUUAUUAUCAAUGUAUGUGUUAAUUGUACACUGUACCCAAUUGUGUAAAAAUACAGUUGUAUAGUGAGCUGAAACUACAAGUACAUGUUUAAUUGUGAAUAAAUGAGUUUUAGUUUGAAGCAAAGAUAA
Messenger RNA from Magallana angulata, 3653 nucleotides. Its product is annotated as FACT complex subunit SPT16-like. Gene Ontology annotation, molecular function: nucleosome binding. The record is from RefSeq and is a predicted model, not a curated record. The coding region runs from base 95 to 3316 and encodes 1073 amino acids. Gene Ontology annotation, cellular component: FACT complex. NCBI's taxonomy places the organism in Eukaryota, Metazoa, Mollusca, Bivalvia, Ostreida, Ostreidae. Gene Ontology annotation, biological process: positive regulation of transcription elongation by RNA polymerase II; transcription elongation by RNA polymerase II. The transcript is spliced from 25 exons.